AGUGGAAGCUGUUUUUUGUUGUGUGUUAAGAAAAGACAAAUUAAAUCAACUCCAUAUGUUCUCUGUCAACACCCUUCCCUCCCAGUUCCCUCCGCCAUCCCCAUGCCGUCGCCAUUGCCGUCUCACCGUCGUCUGCUCCUCCUUCCGCCGCCGCAGUCGAAGCCGCAGACGUCACAACAAAGUAUCUCUUCCCACCACCACCUCCACCUCUUCAUUUGAACCGAAGCUCGAAGCCGUUAUCGACCUCACUCCCCUAACCGCUUUCCAAUCUGAACUUCGACGGUUCCUAUCUUCCGGCAAAGACGCUUACCGAGAUUUGCAAACCUUGGUCACUCUCGACCACAACCGGAGGCUUGUCGUUUCGUGUCGCCCUUCCACCUUGCAUUUCCUCGGAACUUCGGCGGCUUUGACCUUCCUCGCCUUUUCUGUUUUCACGGUUUUGGCUCAAUUGAUUUCUAGGUUUUCGUCUUGGCGUCGUAACGCGUCUAGCCAUAAGCCUGUUGUGGUGCGGAGGGACCGAAGUCUCGGCGGAAAAGAGGUGGUUGUUGCGUGGGGUCAGAGAAGUGACACGAAUCCGUUAUCAGCGCCGGUUCGGGACUCCGUGAAGCGCUCUGCGAAGAAUAAGGUGGUUCCGUUCCAAAGGAAAUUGCCCAAAUGGUGGCCAACUGUAAUCAAUUCCAGCGCUUCUGUUUUUGACGCCAAUGAACAAGAGGAAUACAAGAGGGAGGCUUAUAGAGUGGUUCGAGCAAUUACCAACAGUAGAUUGGGCGGGAAUGACAUCAUGGAGAAUGAUAUAAUUCAAUUACGUCGACUAUGCAGAACUUCUGGUGUGCAAGUGUCUAUUGAACCAACAAAUAUUCGGGACACCUUGUAUCGGGCAUCUGUUAACUUUGUUUUAAAUGUAUGCAGCAGGGCACCAACUCACUCUACUUCAAUUGAUAUUAAUGGUGAGGAUGCUCCACAAUUCCUUACUGGAUUUGCUGAAAAUAUCGGCCUUGAAAAUGUUCGUGCUGCAACAAUUGUGUCUGCAGCUGUUGCUGCUCGUACUCGCUCCUGUCUUCUACAGGCUUGGGCUCUGGAAAUGCAAGGCAAACAGGUUGAUGCUAUGGUGGAACUGUCAAAAAUAUGCCUUCUUCUACGAAUAUUUCCUCCUGAGGAGUCUUCGCCUGAAAUGGAGAUGGUUAGUCGGGGCCUAGAAAAACACUUGAAACUGGAACAAAGAGAACACCUUAUGUUUCUCUUUGGUAAAGUUUGUGGCGAGGACAGUCACAGGAUUGCAAGAGAAGCCCUUGGGUUGGUUUGUUGAAUUAUGGAUAUUAGAGACGCAUUCUCCAAAUGGUUGCUCUGACCAACUCGAAGACAACAUCGCUCCGUGAAAAUUAAUCUCUGCCUUCAGCCUCGUUUGGGAUAAACAACUGACUGAAGAUGCAUUCUUUUAGAGUAUAUACCUGUUUAAUUGUUUAGAUUAUAUCUGUUUACUCAAUAAUAUUUAGAUUUUAGAUAGUUUCUUUUAGUAAUGUAUAUUAUUUUCAAUGUCAAAAGACGAUUCUUUUAUUCA
Messenger RNA from Glycine soja, 1558 nucleotides. RefSeq lists its product as uncharacterized. Lineage: Eukaryota; Viridiplantae; Streptophyta; Magnoliopsida; Fabales; Fabaceae. The transcript is spliced from 8 exons. The coding region runs from base 56 to 1306 and encodes 416 amino acids. The record is from RefSeq and is a predicted model, not a curated record.